This is a messenger RNA of Cajanus cajan (pigeon pea), 4294 nucleotides long. Its product is annotated as ARM repeat superfamily protein. Gene Ontology annotation, cellular component: nucleus; cytoplasm; RNA nuclear export complex. Lineage: Eukaryota; Viridiplantae; Streptophyta; Magnoliopsida; Fabales; Fabaceae. Gene Ontology annotation, biological process: protein export from nucleus; RNA export from nucleus. The record is from RefSeq and is a predicted model, not a curated record. Gene Ontology annotation, molecular function: nuclear export signal receptor activity; RNA binding.
CUCCAUGGGAUUGAACCCCAAACCCAACCCCGACUCUGUGUUGACAAAAGACCGAAUAUCUCUCUCUUUCUCUCUCUCAAGUCGCAACAUUAACAACAGAAGAAGGAUUGAAGCGAAGGAAUAGCGUAGAAGUUGAAGUAAGAAAUGGAAGAUAGUGUUAACAACAACAGCAUCAGCGCCAACAAUGUCGCCCAAGCCAUAGCCACUGCGCUUGAUUGGGCUUCUUCUCCCCAAGCUCGACAAAACGCCGUCGCUUUUCUCGACUCCAUCAAGGCAGGUGAUAUUCGGAUACUGGCAAACACAUCAUUCCUUCUGGUGAAAAAGAACUGGUCGUCUGAAAUCCGCUUACAUGCCUUUAAAAUGCUUCAGCAUUUGGUGCGCUUAAGGUGGGAGGAGUUAAGCCCUGCAGAGCACAAGAACUUUGCGAAUCUUUCCAUUGAUUUGAUGUCUGAGAUUGCAGACCCUUGUGAAAAUUGGGCUCUCAAGAGCCAGACAGCUGCCCUUGUUGCCGAGGUAGUUAGAAGAGAGGGUCUUAAUUUAUGGCAAGAAAUGCUUCCAUCUUUGAUUUCUCUAUCCAGCAAGGGUCCAAUAGAAGCUGAGUUGGUUGCAAUGAUGUUGCGGUGGCUUCCUGAAGACAUUACAGUUCACAAUGAAGACCUAGAAGGUGAUCGGCGAAGGCUACUUUUGCGUGGGCUAACUCAAUCGUUGCCUGAAAUUUUGCCACUAUUAUACACUUUACUAGAAAGGCACUUUACAGCUGCAUUGAGUGAAGCUGGUAGACAACAGAUGGAUAUAGCCAAACUGCAUGCUGCCACUGUAACAGCCACUCUAAAUGCAGUAAAUGCAUAUGCUGAGUGGGCUCCAGUGUCAGAUCUUGCCAAGUCUGGCAUCAUUCAUGGUUGUGGUGUACUACUAUCUGCUCCAGAUUUUCGUUUUCAUGCUUCAGAGUUUUUCAAAUUUGUCUCUCCAAGGAAGAGGCCUGUUGAUGCAUCUGCUUCAGAAUUUGACCAAGCUAUGAGCAGCAUCUUUCAAACAUUGAUGAAUGUAUCUAGAGAAUUUUUGUAUAGAUCUGGUUCAGGUGCUGUGUCCAUAGAUGAGGGUGAAUAUGAAUUUGCUGAAUACAUAUGUGAAAGUAUGGUGUCACUGGGUUCUUAUAACUUGCAAAGUAUUGCUGGUGAUAGCACCCUACUUCCGCUUUACCUUGAACAGAUGCUGGGAUUUUUCCAACAUUUCAAGUUUGCUAUUCAUUUUCAAGCCAUGAACUUCUGGCUGGUCCUAAUGAGGGAUUUAAUGUCAAAGCCAAAAAUUUCCACACAUGCAGCUGCUGAUAGUUCAGCUGUUAGUAGCAAAGGUUCUGGAGAGGUUGAAAAUGCAAGGAAAAAGACUCUAAGUUUUGUUAGUGAUGACUUCUGUGGUGCAAUUUUGGAUACAUCUUUCAUUCGCAUGCUCAAGAGAGAAAAAAUUCUGCAUGAGACUGCCAUUUCAUUAGGAGCAUUGGAGUUAUGGAGUGACAAUUUUGAGGGCAAGGGAACCUUCAGCCAGUAUCGCUCUAGACUGUUGGAGCUGAUUAGGUUUGUUUCUUCUUACAAACCCCUGAUAGCUGCUACCAAAGUUUCUGAAAAAAAUGAUACGAUCAUUAAAGGUCUCUUGCUUUCACCAGCACCAACUCAGGACUUAGCUGUGAUGGAAUGCAUGCAGUUGGCUUUAGAGAAUGUUGUAAAUGCAGUUUUUGAUGGAUCCAAUGACUUUGCCAAGGCAAACGCCGAAGUCCAGUUUGCAUUAUGCAGAACAUUUGAAGGUUUACUUCAACAAUUUAUUUCCUUAAAAUGGACGGAGCCUGCACUAGUUGAAGUACUUGUCCACUAUUUGGAUGCUAUGGGCCCCUUUUUGAAGUAUUUCCCAGAUGCAGUUGGCAGUGUUAUUAAUAAAUUAUUUGAACUUCUAACAUCUCUUCCCGUUGGAACCAAGGAUAUGUCAAUGCCUGGUGCACGGCAUGCAAGGCUGCAGACCUGUACAUCAUUUAUUAGGAUAGCAAAAACUGCUGACAAAAGCAUCUUGCCUCAUAUGAAGGGCAUUGCUGAUACAAUGGCAAGUUUGCAAAGGGAGGGGCGUUUACUCCAGGGAGAACAUAAUCUUUUAGGCGAAGCUUUUCUCGUUAUGGCUUCUUCUGCUGGGAUUCAACAGCAGCAAGACGUUUUAACAUGGUUACUAGAACCUUUGAGCCUUCAAUGGACACAAACGGAGUGGCAGGAUAAAUAUUUGUCAGGUCCACAUGGUUUGGUUCAGUUGUGCUCAGAAGGGCCUGUUAUGUGGUCUAUUUUUCAUACAGUGACAUUCUUUGAGAGGGCACUUAAGAGGAGUGGAUUGAAGAAAGCCAACUGGAAUUCAGAAAACAGCUCAACACCAAAUUCAACUCCUUUAAAUCCAAUGGCCUCUCACAUAUCAUGGAUGUUGACUCCUCUGUUGAAACUACUUCGUGGUAUACAUUCCCUUUGGUCUCCAUCUGUACAUCAAGCUUUACCUGGAGAGAUUAGAACUGCAAUGAUCAUGAAUGAUGUUGAGAGGUUCAGUCUUCUUGGAGAAGGGAACUCUAAAUUACCAAAGGGUUCAUUGACUGUCACUGAUGGAUCUAAGGUCAACAUGAAUAAAGAAGGAUAUGCUGAACCAAAUGAAUCAGAUAUACGAAACUGGUUUAAAGGCAUCAGAGACAGUGGGUAUAAUGUAUUGGGCUUGUCAGCAACCGUUGGGGAUUCAUUUUUCAAAUAUUUUGAUGCGCACUCUGUUGCUGUUGCCCUAAUGGAGAAUAUACAGUCAAUGGAGUUCAGGCAUAUAAGACAGCUUGUUCAUUCCACUUUGAUUCCGUUGGUUAAAUAUUGUCCCCUGGAUAUGUGGGAGAUUUGGCUGGAAAAGCUUCUACACCCAUUGUUUGUUCAUGUUCAGCAAGCUCUUAGCUGUUCAUGGUCUAGUCUUCUACAAGAUGGUAGAGCAAAGGUUCCAGAUGUUCAUGGCAUUCUUAGUGGAUCAGACUUGAAAGUGGAAGUGAUGGAGGAAACGAUUCUGAGGGAUCUCACACGUGAGAUGUGUUCACUCCUCUCUGUCAUUGCUUCUCCUCCCCUCAAUACUGGAAUCCCUUCUUUGGAACAGUCUGGGAAUGCUGGUCGAUUAGACAUGUCUUCGCGAAAAAGCUUGGAUACAGUUGCAUCAUGCUCUAUGGUUGGUUUCCUUCUAAAGCACGAAGGUGUAGCCCUUCCAACACUACGAAUGUGUUUAGAAGCUUUUACAUGGACGGAUGGUGAAGCUGUGACUAAAAUCUCUUCAUUUUGCUCUGUGUUGGUAGUUCUUGCAAUAGUAACGAAUCAUGCAGAACUCAUCGAAUAUGUUUCUAGAGAUCUUUUUACAUCCGUUAUUCAAGGUUUAUCCCUUGAAUCAAAUGCGAUAAUCAGUGCUGAUCUAGUUGGCAUUUGUCGUGAAAUAUUUGUGUAUCUUCAUGAUAGACACCCAGCUCCCAGGCAGGUUUUGAUGUCUCUCCCCAGUAUUACCCCUCAAGAUUUAGUUGCCUUUGAGGAAUCUUUAACGAAAACAUCUAGUCCAAAGGAACAAAAGCAGCAUAUGAGAAGCUUGCUUCAAUUAGCAACCGGUAACAAAUUGAAAGCACUAGCAGCACAGAAAAGUGUAAACAUCAUUACAAAUGUUUCAACGAGACCACGCAGCUCAGCUAAUGCUCCUGAGUCUAAAGUUGAUGAUGGGGACGUUGUGGGGUUGGCAGCCAUCAUGUGAUGAUAUUGUUUUGAGCUCAUGGAAGGUUUUGUGUACAGGAGUGAGCUCGCAUUGAUAAGAUUUUGGGUUUAUGAUUUAUUUACUAACAAAGGGUUCGAAAGCAUUUCUUUCCCCUGCAACAUCAACUAAGAAAUCGGGUGGGAGUACAAAGAUUUUGUCCUUUCUCUUUACUCAGCAGCUUGUGAAUCAGGUUUACUGCAUGCAAACUUUCCUUCAUUUCUAGUAUAUAUUACCUCUCUUCAGUCACCAUAACAGAAUCACAAUUGGCAGUUCAGACUUCUGUAUUUAGUUUUUGCCAGAAUUCAAAGUUCGGCUGCGAUUUAGUUGCGUUAUUUUAUUCCUCACUUUUGAAACACAAAUUGAGAACAGUGUUUGAAUGUGGAGUUAUUAGCCCCUCUAAAUGUAGAAUGAGAUCCACUUCAUUUUAUGGGAUCUACUUUAUGUAAGAGUAUAGUUGAUUAAUGUAUCUAGUAACAUUAAAUUUGUUAUUAAUUUUUAUCUUAUUUUUUUUACCAUA